Messenger RNA from Hemiscyllium ocellatum (epaulette shark), 1253 nucleotides. It is a transcript of the gene ankrd45, whose product is annotated as ankyrin repeat domain 45. Lineage: Eukaryota; Metazoa; Chordata; Chondrichthyes; Orectolobiformes; Hemiscylliidae. Bases 471 to 1208 code for a protein of 245 amino acids. The transcript has 7 exons. Gene Ontology annotation, molecular function: protein binding. The record is from RefSeq and is a predicted model, not a curated record.
UUCUCCACCAUCAGCGCUUCCUGUGCCAAAGCGGGUGGAGGAGGAAAUUAUCCUUCCACACAACCAGUCCUGUUUCUGCCAAGCAAAAUACUGUGCAUGCUGGAGUCGGAACUGCGUAGCGAAAUCCAAGCUCUCCAGACCUGGAUUGGCGUUACACCAGCCAUGGUGCGCGGGGGAUCUUGACCAGUGCUGCACAGAGGCUCCCGUUGCUAUGGGGACGGCUGAGGCGAGCCACCGACGGCAGUGACUUUGCAGGGAAAAAGUUAACGCAAGAUCCAUUUGAAAGAACAUAAAGGAAAAUGAAAAUGCGAUACUUUGUUUUGAGAGGACGGAUGAUAAUAAACAUUCUUUGAGGAAAACGUGUCACUCGAAAUGUGAUUUGGGGAGAUCUCUGUAUGCACAGGACCGUUUUUGUUAAAUGAGCGUCUGGAUUGCCUUUCCACAGGGAACUGGGGUAAAAAACAUUAAAAAUGGAUCCAGAUAGCGAAAAAGAAGUAACAGAGCCUGACAAUGGUGACACAUCAAGCACUGAAGAUCUUGAACUUGAAAAUAAAAACAACUUUCUGACCAGUGUGCUAACAGGGGAUACUGAGAGCUUACGCAAGUGUUUUGAACUUGUGAAUGAUCCAACCCUCGAGAUAGCAAACAGAUGGCUAAAUAUAUGUGAUGACUUUGGCCGAAAUGCUCUCUUUGCAGCCUCUAUGUUGGGACAUCAUGAAGUUAUUAAUGAGUUGGUGACACGAGGAGCAAAUGUCAAUGAGAAAACCAAUAGAGGUUACACUCCCUUACAUUGCGCCGCUGCCUGGGGGAAAAUAGACAGCCUAAAAACUUUGGUGGCCUUCGGUGCCAAUGUUCAAGAAACCAACUUUAGAGGUGAAAAGGCACGAGACAUAGCUAAUCGAUAUUCCAACAGUGACUGCAUAGAGUUUUUAGAUUGGGCAGAGGCCAGACUGAUUUUAGAGUUGUAUAUUACUAAUAUUCAGGAAACUGUGGCCGAUCUUGAAAAGUCACAGGGCAAGCUGUCAAAGCAAGAUAAGACUGCUUUUACAAAUGCUUGCCGUGCAAAAUCUGAAUGGCUGAAUUCAGUACAGAAUGCUACAAGACAGGAUUUUGAAGAGCAAAAGAAAAAUUUGGAGAUGACUCUGGAACCAUUCAUUGUCAAACUUAGAACACCAUCUCCACUGCCUUCAAAAUUCUCUAAAUCGUAACAGCAUCUUUUACAGUUGGCUUAAUACUACACUCAAAAUGGAAGA